CCGGAAUGCACAGCCGCGAGCGAAUCUUGUAGCCGCGAUGGUAGGAUUCGCCUCGUAGUGCCCGAAGCCGGGCAAGGUGGCCCGCUCUCCGCCCUUGUAACGAAGAAGAGCUUUGCGGAGACCGCUGGCCCAGGUGGCCGGACACGGCGGUGAGGCGGAACUGUUUUGUGGCCUGUUUGAUUCCUAGCAAAGAUUUACUUGUCCACGUCCGUAGUGAAAAAUGCACAUUAAGUCAAUCAUUCUUGAGGGAUUCAAGUCCUAUGCUCAGAGGACUGAAGUCAAUGGUUUUGACCCCCUCUUCAAUGCUAUCACUGGUUUAAAUGGCAGUGGGAAAUCCAACAUAUUGGACUCCAUCUGCUUUUUACUGGGCAUCUCCAACCUGUCUCAGGUUCGGGCUUCUAAUUUACAAGAUUUAGUUUACAAAAAUGGACAAGCUGGUAUUACCAAGGCCUCAGUCUCGAUCACCUUUGACAAUUCUGACAAAAAGCAAAGUCCUUUAGGAUUUGAGGCCCAUGAUGAAAUUACAAUAACAAGGCAGGUGGUUAUUGGUGGCAGAAAUAAAUAUUUAAUCAAUGGAGUAAAUGCAAACAACACCAGAGUACAGGACCUCUUUUGUUCUGUUGGCCUUAAUGUUAACAACCCUCACUUUCUCAUCAUGCAGGGCCGAAUCACAAAAGUAUUGAAUAUGAAACCUCCAGAGGAAAGAUCUUCCUACUUGGAAUACCAAAAAGUUAUGAGGGAAAUAGAACACUUGAGUCGUUUACAUAUUGCUUAUCAGUUUUUGCUGGCUGAAGAUACCAAAGAACGCUCAACUGAGGAGUUAAAAGAAAUGCAGGAUAAAAUUGUUAAGCUCCAAGAGGAAUUGUCUGACAAUGAUAAAAAAAUAAAAACACUUAGCCAUGAAAUAGAAGAGUUGGAAAAAAGAAAAGAUAAGGAAACUGGAGGUGUACUCCGAUCCUUAGAAGAUGCUCUUGCAGAAGCUCAGAGAGUUAAUACUAAAUCUCAAAGCGCCUUUGAUCUCAAGAAGAAAAAUCUGACAAGUGAAGAGAACAAACGCAAAGAGCUGGAAAAAAAUAUGAUUGAGGAUUCUAAAACUCUAGCAGCAAAGGAAAAAGAAGUUAAAAAAAUUGCAGAUGGGCUGAACACCCUUCAGGAAGCAAGUCAUAAAGAUGCCGAAGCUUUGGCUGCUGCACAGCAGCACUUCAAUGCUGUUUCUGCCGGCCUGUCCAGUAAUGAAGAUGGAGCAGAAGAAACUCUUGCUGGUCAAAUGAUGGCCUGUAAAAAUGACAUAAGUAAAGCUCAGACAGAAGCCAAACAGGCUCAGAUGAAAUUGAAACAUGCCCAACAAGAAUUAAAGACUAAAAAAGCUGAAGUUAAGAACAUGGAUAGUGGCUACAGGAAGGAUCAAGAAGCUCUAGAGGCUGUGAAGAAACUUAAAGAAAAACUUGAAGCCGAAAUGAAAAAGCUAAAUUAUGAAGAAAACAAGGAGGAAAGGCUUUUGGAAAAGCGAAGGCAGCUAUCUCGUGAUAUCAGUAGAUUGAAAGAAACAUAUGAAGCUCUCCUGGCCAGGUUUCCCAACCUUCAAUUUGCCUACAGGGAUCCAGAGAAGAACUGGAAUAGAAAUUGUGUGAAAGGACUUGUAGCUUCUUUGAUUAGUGUGAAAGACACUUCUGCAACCACAGCUUUAGAAUUGGUAGCUGGAGAACGACUCUACAAUGUUGUAGUAGACACAGAGGUUACUGGAAAAAAGCUACUACAAAAGGGGGAACUGAAGCGUCGAUACACUAUAAUCCCACUCAAUAAAAUUUCUGCCACAUGUAUUGCUCCAGAAACUCUGAGGAUUGCUCAGAACCUUGUUGGCCCUAACAAUGUUCAUGUGGCUCUUUCCCUGGUUGAAUACAAACCAGAACUUCAGAAAGCAAUGGAAUUUGUCUUUGGAACAACGUUUAUUUGUGACAAUAUGGAUAAUGCAAAAAAAGUGGCCUUUGAUAAAAGAAUAAUGACUAGAACUGUAACUCUAGGAGGUGAUGUAUUUGAUCCUCAUGGGACAUUGAGCGGAGGUGCUCGAUCCCAGGCAGCUUCUAUUUUAACCAAGUUUCAAGAACUCAAAGAUGUUCAAGAUGAGCUGAGAAUCAAGGAGAAUGAGCUACGGGCUCUAGAAGAAGAAUUAGCAGGUCUUAAAAACACUGCCGAAAAGUAUCACCAAAUAAAACAGCAGUUAGAGAUGAAAAGUGAGGAGGCAGAUUUAUUACAAACCAAGCUCCAGCAAAGCUCAUAUCACAAGCAACAAGAAGAAUUAGAUGCUCUUAAAAAAACCAUUGAGGAAAGUGAGGAGACCUUAAAAAAUACCAAGGAAAUUCAAAACAAAGCAGAAGAAAAAUAUGAAGUAUUGGAGAACAAAAUGAAAAAUGCAGAAGCUGAAAGAGAGAAAGAACUGAAGGAUGCUCAGAAGAAACUUGAUUGUGCCAAAACAAAAGCAGAUGCUUCCAGCAAGAAAAUGAAAGAAAAACAACAGGAAGUUGAAGCCAUCACUCUGGAGCUGGAAGAGCUCAAGAGAGAACAUGCAUCCUGUGAGCAACAGCUUGAAGCAGUAAACGAAGCUAUCAAAUCCUAUGAAGGUCAGAUUGAAGUGAUGGCAGCUGAGGUGGCUCAAACUAAGGAGUCAUUAAAUAAAGCUCUAGAAGAGUUGACCAAGCAAAAAGAAGUGAUAACAGCCCAAGACAAUGUAAUUAAAGCUAAAUAUGCAGAAGUGGCGAAAUAUAAGGAACAAAACAAUGACUCUCAGCUUAAAAUUAAGGAACUGGACCACAAAAUCAGCAAACAUAAACGGGAAACUGAAGAUGCUGCUGCAAAGGUAUCCAAAAUGUUGAAAGAUUAUGACUGGAUUAAUGCAGAGAAACACCUCUUUGGGCUACCAAAUAGCGCCUAUGAUUUCAAAACUAACAACCCAAAAGAAGCUGGUCAGAGACUUCAGAAGUUGCAAGAAAUGAAGGAAAAACUAGGAAGAAAUGUCAACAUGAGAGCCAUGAAUGUACUGACAGAAGCUGAGGAGCGGUAUAAUGACUUGAUGAAAAAGAAGAGAAUUGUAGAAAAUGACAAAUCCAAAAUACUUGCAACUAUAGAAGACCUUGACCAGAAGAAAAACCAAGCCCUAAAUAUUGCUUGGCAAAAGGUGAACAAGGACUUUGGGUCUAUUUUUUCUACUCUUUUGCCUGGUGCUAAUGCUAUGCUUGCACCACCAGAGGGGCAAACUGUACUGGAUGGUCUGGAGUUCAAGGUUGCCUUAGGAAAUACUUGGAAAGAAAACCUAACUGAACUUAGUGGUGGUCAGAGGUCUUUAGUGGCUUUGUCAUUAAUACUGUCCAUGCUCCUUUUCAAACCUGCUCCGAUUUACAUCCUGGAUGAGGUCGAUGCAGCCUUGGAUCUUUCUCAUACCCAAAAUAUUGGCCAGAUGCUGCGUACUCAUUUCACACAUUCUCAGUUCAUUGUGGUGUCUCUUAAAGAAGGUAUGUUCAACAAUGCAAACGUCCUUUUCAAAACUAAGUUUGUGGACGGUGUUUCUACAGUAGCCAGAUUUACUCAAUGUCAAAACGGAAAACCUCCAAAGGAAACCAAAUCCAAGGCAAAAGGACCCAAAUGAUCACAUGUGGAAGUUGUAAAAGUACAAAUGUCCUCUUCAGCUUGACACGUUUUUUAAACAAACUUUUUAAGAACUUGGGAUUUCUCUAAUUUGUUUAUAUAAAAGUUUAAUGUUAUUUUGUUACUUAAUCUAUAUUUUCCCUUCCUUUAUAUAAUCACUUAUAAAUGAGCAUCGAUUCCUUUUUUCUUACAGUGUAACUAUUGCCUAAUUACUGUGAUUGUGAUUUUAUGUGUGUCAUCAGUUAUUUUUCUUACACAAGUCUUUUAUAUGUUAGGGAGCCCGAGAUACCUGGUUGGUGGUAAAUUCUGUUUGUAAAAGCAAAAAUACAAAGAAACAUGAAGUUAACUUACAGGAUAAAUAUAGCUGAUAAUCAGCUUUUGGUUUAAUUGCUAAGGUAAUAUUAGUGUUUUUCUAUUGCUGAUAAAGUUAUUCAAGUAAGAAGGAAUUAUAAAGCAAGGAGUUGGACCAACAAAGGGAACACAAGAAAAGCUAUUAGGCAGGCACUGAGCUAUUUGUGGCUAGUUCCUUGAGGACACAAUGCUAGAUCCCUGAUUUAGACUCGGAUGACAGAAAUCUUUCAGAAUCUGUUUACCAUUUUAUGAUGUUUGAAUAUCAUGUUUCUAUAUGCUUAGUAAUUGGUCUAUGCAGUGUUUUUUUAAAAUCUUUAUGAAUAUUUCAGUAGAAGCUUGGGGAAAGGUAUGUUGCAUGCUGUUGCUCCCUGCUGCAAGUUUAUCUGAAGUCACCUAAUAUUUUCAGAUUGUCAGCUUUUCACAGUCCAAUCAGUAACAGUCUGUUGGUGAACGAGAAUGUAGGUGCCAGCAGACCGAACCAAAUUUAUCAUUUUCCUUCAGUCUGAUAUAUGUUUAAGUAAAUUAGAUCCAUCUGUUCUACCAAAAGGACUCAGAAUUUGAUGAUUAUUAUGUUUUUUAAUGUCUUUUUAGUUCAAAAAAAUAAAGUUCUUUUAAGAACUCAAAAGAUUAUGCUAACGAACACCAUAAGAAUAGGUAUUAGUUUUUCUAGGUAUAUCCCCAGAAUACGGUCUCCAGUCUCUGAAUCUUGAGAGCUCUGACACGGUCUAAUCUGAUCACCACUGUGCUUUUUUGACCCCAUAUCCCUUCUCUCUCUCAUACUUCCAUUUUAGUUCCUUUGUGUUACGUUUUCCCUGAUCUGUGCUCACACUUAUUGGCCCUGGGUUUAACAUUUCUCACUCUGCAUUCUCAUACACGUGAGGGUAUCAAAUAACACCCAAGUAACCAAUAUUAUGGGUCACAUGGGAAAGGAUUGACUGGAAUUAGUUCUGUCUACUGUGGAGGUGAGGGAGACAAAAGCUGUAAGUGCUGAGUUACAGGAAGCCUCAGAGCACAUAUAACAGACAUAAGUUGGGUUUUUUUCUUUCAAAUGUAUUGCAAACUGUUUGCCAAAACAGUGAUAGCAAUUUACACUGUCACCAAUAUGGUAUACCUGUUUGACCACAAUCUAGUCAGCACUGGCUGUUAAUUUUAAUACUUCUGAUUUACUAGGUUUAAGAUGGUACUUCUUAACUAGCGUUUUAUAAAUAACUUGUGGGAUUGAAUAUUUUGCCAUUAUGUACUAAACUUAUUUCCUCUGCUACAAAUGUUCUACUUGUUUGCUUUCCAAAUUUUUGUCUUAUCCUUGUAUAUAAUUUUGCUCUUUGAAAAAUAUUAAAUUUUUAUGAAUAAUGUUGUCAUUCUUUGAUUAGAGGGAAGACAUUAAGAGGAAUGGGGACAUUUAUUUCACACACCUGCAGUCAUAUGAGUAACAUCUAUUUAGCUCUUUCUAUAUUUCAGACACUAGUCUCACUUGCAUGUAUUUUCACAGUUAAUCCAUUAAAUUCAGUGAGGUAAGUACUGUUAUCAGCAUUAUUAAUUGAGGAAACUGAAUUGAGCAGAGAAGUUAAGAAAGUUGCCCACAGCAAUAAUAUAGUUAGUGAGUGGCAGAGCCAAGAUACAAAUCUUGGCAGUUGGUCUCCAGAACCUAUGGUAACACUACCUCUCUGACAGCUUAAACAUUUGUAGUUAUUGUACAUAAUACAUUUAAGAGAUACCUGGAUGAGCAAGAUGCACAACAUAUGAAAAUAUCUUUAAAAAGAACCUCAAACAUUUGAAGAGGAUUUCUUGUGGUUUUGUUUGGGCAGUUCAGGUGCCCCAACAGCAAAUGCAAAGCAUAGAUGUGACAAUCCUCUUCUACGGUGGUGCAAUAACCUAAAGGCCCAUAUCCCACACUCAUGUCAUCUUCAGCCCAGGCAGUUUUGUUUCUUUUUGAUCUGUGUGCCUUUUGUUUCCUUUUCUCACUUCACUGACUUGAACUUCUAGCACUGUGUUGUAUAAGAGUGAUAAGAACUGGCCUCUUUGCCUUUUUCCCAAAAUUAAGAGGAAAGCAUUCAGUCUUACACCGCUGAGUAUAAUGUUAGCUGUAGGCUUUUUGACAGAUGUUCAUUAUCAAGUUAAAGAAGUUUCCUUCUAUUCCUAGUUUGAUCAUGGUUUUGUCAUGGGUGGGUGUUGAAUUUUGUCAAAUGCUUUUUCUGCAUUGAUUGAUUGCUAUGAUCAUGUAACUUCUAUUACUAGUCUGUUAGUAUUCUGAAUUACAUUGCCUGAUUUUUGAAUGUUAAACCAAUCUUGUAUCCCUGGAAUAAACGCCA
This is a messenger RNA of Hipposideros armiger (great roundleaf bat), 6299 nucleotides long. RefSeq names its product structural maintenance of chromosomes 2 (gene SMC2). Gene Ontology annotation, molecular function: ATP hydrolysis activity; protein binding; ATP binding. The coding region runs from base 221 to 3640 and encodes 1139 amino acids. NCBI's taxonomy places the organism in Eukaryota, Metazoa, Chordata, Mammalia, Chiroptera, Hipposideridae. The record is from RefSeq and is a predicted model, not a curated record. Gene Ontology annotation, biological process: chromosome organization. Gene Ontology annotation, cellular component: chromosome. The transcript is spliced from 23 exons.